CCCUUCACUGCUCUGUAGAAUCCAAUGUUCGCCAAAAAGUUAACCAUGGCUUCCACCAGUGUUGCAAUCAGCGAAGAGGACGGUGAGUCAACGGUGGUUGAUCGUCUGGCUAUCGUUCCAAGCGAGGAGCCACCACCGGCGACGGCGGUGACGACGAGGAGGGGGGAGGUGGAGUCGAAAAUAGCGGCGUGGGAGGCGGAGGAGGUGGCCAGAAUAACAAGCAGGUUGCAGAGGCAGAAGGCUAUUAUAGACGGAUGGGAGAUAGAGCAGGUGGAGAAGGCUAACGCUUGGUUGAAGAAGGUCGAGAGAAAGUUGGAAGAGAAGAGAGCAAGGGCAGCUGAGAGAAUGCGCAAUGAGGUGGCUGUUGCAAAGCAGAAGGCAGAGGAGAGGAGGGCAGAAGCAGAAGGCCGGAGAAAAGAGAAGGGUGGGAAGGUGAUGGAGAUCGCAAGUAUUUUCAAAGUUUUUGGCAGAGUUCCCUCAAAGCGAAGCUUCUUUAAGCCAUAAAAUUAGAUAUUCGUUAAUUUCUGGCUAUUUUUUGCCAUUAAUGAUAUGUAUGGUUUAUUCUGAGUGAUCAUUAAUGUUAAUUAGUUUUGUAAUGAAGGAUUAAGGUUCAUUAUGAGUGAUCAUUAAUGUUA
Messenger RNA from Dendrobium catenatum, 635 nucleotides. Its product is annotated as remorin 4.1-like. NCBI's taxonomy places the organism in Eukaryota, Viridiplantae, Streptophyta, Magnoliopsida, Asparagales, Orchidaceae. The record is from RefSeq and is a predicted model, not a curated record. The transcript is spliced from 2 exons. Bases 25 to 504 code for a protein of 159 amino acids.